Messenger RNA from Ostertagia ostertagi, 459 nucleotides. The record is from the annotation of a GenBank genome assembly. NCBI's taxonomy places the organism in Eukaryota, Metazoa, Nematoda, Chromadorea, Rhabditida, Trichostrongylidae.
AUGUACGUGGUCAAGGACCUUGUUCCUGAUCUGACACUAUUCUUCGAGCAGUACCGAUCUAUCCAGCCUUGGCUGCAGAAGAAGGAAACCAUUUCUUUGGGUGACAAGCAAAUGCAUCAGAGCAUCAAAGAGCGCGAUAAGCUGGAUGGACUUUAUGAAUGCAUCCUGUGUGCAUGCUGCUCAGCGUCUUGCCCUUCAUACUGGUGGAAUGCGGACAAGUACCUUGGUCCUUCUGUACUAAUGCAGGCUUAUAGGUGGAUUAUCGACUCUCGUGACGAUUACGCUCUUGAACGUCUUCACCGCAUGCAUGAUGCCUAUUCUGCGUUCAAAUGCCAUACGAUCAUGAAUUGCACGAAGACCUGUCCCAAGCAUUUGAAUCCUGCGAAAGCCAUUGGAGAAAUCAAAACGUUGCUUACCGGCUUAAAAACGAAACCAGCGCCGGAGCCGGCGAAGUUCUAG